AGAUUCUCUGUAUUAUUAGGCAACGAUGAAGCUUGUGAACAAGUAUGUUGACAAGUACGGAACUGGUCACGUUACGCUUCGACCUGAAGACGAUGAAGAUAUGUGGCACCUCUACAACCUCAUACAACAAGAUGACCUUGUUCGUGCUCCUGCAAUCCGCCGUGUACAGAACGUUUCAGCAACUGGAUCUACGGAAUCACAUCGAGUCAGGCUGAAUCUUACUCUACAAGUCUCCCGUGUCGACUUUUCCUCCUCUGGAGCACCUCCCUCAACUCCAGAUCAAUCUGCAGCUAAUGCAACCUCAUCUUCCAACUCCUCUGCUUCCCCAACCACGGCUUCCCUACACAUAUCAGGACGUGUUACAUCUGAAAAUCAACACGUGAAACUUGGUGCAUUCCACACCCUUGACAUAGAAUCAAAUAGAGACGUUCGUAUCGAGAAAACAGAGGGAUGGGAUAGUAUUGCGCUUUCUCGUGUACAAGAAUCCUGCAUCCCCGGACGCGGCGCAGAAGUCGGCGCCGUGGUCAUUGGAGAGGGCACCGCCGCAUUCUGUUUGCUCUCGCAGCAUCUGACGCUUGUCACACAUCGUUUAUCUGUUCCUAUACCGCGAAAGGCUUCUGCACCUGGUACUGCACAACAUGAGAAGGCGAUGGUCAAAUUCUAUGCAGCACUAUACGAUGCAUUCACAAGACAUAUACCAUACGCAACCCCUGGUUUGCGUGCCAUUGUUCUUGCCAGCCCUGGAUGGACAAGAGACGGAGUAUAUGAUUGGAUAGUAGGUGAAGCCAGUCGGAGAGGGGAUAAGUCAUUGGCGAAGUCACUGCGUGAAAAGGCCGUCAAGGUCCACGUGAGCAGUGCACAUGUCCAUAGUUUGGUGGAGGUCUUGAAAAGCCCCGAGAUUGUCGCACAACUGAAAGAAACUAAAUUUGCACGAGAGGGUAUUGUUCUUGACAAAUUCUUUAGGAUGCUUGGAGUAGAUGAGAUGCGAGCAUGGUAUGGCCCAGACCAUGUUUCAUUGGCUGCAGAUCGUGGUGCUGUGGGGACUUUGUUGAUUUCCGAUGAGCUAUUCCGCGCGAGCGAUCCAAAGCUGAGGAAGAAAUACGUGCAGCUUGUGGAGGGUGUCCAACAGAAAGGUGCAGAGGUAGUGAUAUUUUCCAGCAUGCAUGAAUCUGGCCAGCAGCUGAAUCAAUUGACUGGCAUCGCGGCUAUCUUAACAUUCCCUUUGGAUGUUGAAGUGGUUGAGGCAGAAGAGAAGGAAGCCAAAGAAGAAGAGCGCAUACGCCUUGAACAAGGCCUUGAUGGUAGUGGAGGCGGCUAAGAGCCGCACCCAUAAUGUGUAUCGAAUAAGUAAGGGAUAUGGCGAUGUAGCGCUAGAGAAUUUUACUGUAUGUUUUAUUUCUCAACGAUGUAAAAGCCUAUACAUGUGUUUUUGGAUAUUUAUCAUGCAGGUAC
Messenger RNA from Serpula lacrymans var. lacrymans S7.9, 1452 nucleotides. RefSeq lists its product as uncharacterized. NCBI's taxonomy places the organism in Eukaryota, Fungi, Basidiomycota, Agaricomycetes, Boletales, Serpulaceae. The transcript has 7 exons. The record is from RefSeq and is a predicted model, not a curated record. Gene Ontology annotation, cellular component: cytoplasm. The coding region runs from base 26 to 1318 and encodes 430 amino acids. Gene Ontology annotation, biological process: nuclear-transcribed mRNA catabolic process, no-go decay; nuclear-transcribed mRNA catabolic process, non-stop decay; ribosome disassembly.